Phytomonas sp. Hart1 is the source of this 487-nucleotide messenger RNA. Lineage: Eukaryota; Euglenozoa; Kinetoplastea; Trypanosomatida; Trypanosomatidae. The record is from the annotation of a GenBank genome assembly.
UAUUCCAUUUUUGUACUGAUACAUAGCAUUACGUUAUUUGGAGGAAACACAUUUGUUUAUGUAUACUAUUUGAGAUUGAUACAAAACUUGUAAUGCCACAAAUCACACCCAAUAGUUUAAUAGAAAGUAGAUUUGGUAACGUAUAUCAGGGAUCCAUGACAACAAUUGGCAGCCCAGUAAACCUUUUUUCAGUGCCACCUUUGUUUAUCCCACAUCGUUCUUACUGGUGAUUUUGUAUUUACAUCAUACGUUGCAAUAAACUGAUUGAAAAUAACACAGAUUUUGGAUGAGCAAAUGGGAGUAUACAUAUAGCCUUAGAGACACUUAUAGAUUGUUUCUAUUACUCAUUGGUUCCAUGCAAACAUUGUCUAUUGACCGUACGCAUGGUAAUGAGGAGUCCGCUACCAGUGAUUUUCCUAUGAUAAUUAUUAUUUCACAACAUAAAAUCAUAAGGUAUUACUCAAGGUCUGUUUUACGAAAGAGGUAA